This is a messenger RNA of Dioscorea cayenensis subsp. rotundata (Guinea yam), 1084 nucleotides long. Its product is annotated as 60S ribosomal protein L8-like. Gene Ontology annotation, cellular component: ribosome; cytosolic large ribosomal subunit. NCBI's taxonomy places the organism in Eukaryota, Viridiplantae, Streptophyta, Magnoliopsida, Dioscoreales, Dioscoreaceae. The record is from RefSeq and is a predicted model, not a curated record. Gene Ontology annotation, biological process: cytoplasmic translation. Gene Ontology annotation, molecular function: RNA binding; structural constituent of ribosome.
CUUGCUUCUCUCUUUCCUUCUCUGCUGCGCCGACGCCGACGCCGACGCCGACGAACCUCUGCCGUCGAAAUGGGCCGCGUGAUUCGCGCGCAGCGUAAGGGAGCGGGCUCCGUGUUCCGAUCGCACACGCACCACCGCAAGGGACCUGCGCGGUUCCGCAGCCUCGACUUCGGGGAGCGCAAUGGAUACCUGAAGGGCGUGGUCACUGACAUCAUCCACGACCCUGGGCGCGGAGCUCCACUUGCCCGCGUGACCUUCCGCCAUCCAUUCCGUUACAAGCACCAGAAGGAGCUCUUCAUCGCCGCCGAGGGGAUGUACACCGGCCAGUUCGUUUACUGCGGUCGCAAGGCUGGCCUAAUGGUCGGAAACGUGCUUCCCCUCCGAUCCAUCCCUGAGGGCGCCGUUGUUUGCAACGUCGAGCACCACGUUGGGGAUCGUGGCGUGCUCGCUAGGGCAUCGGGGGAUUACGCGAUUGUUAUUAGCCACAACCCGGAUAACGGCACUUCUAGGAUUAAGCUCCCAUCUGGUGCGAAGAAGAUUGUUCCUAGUGGUUGUCGUGCCAUGAUUGGGCAGGUUGCUGGUGGUGGACGGACUGAAAAGCCACUACUGAAGGCUGGCAAUGCUUACCACAAAUUCCGCGUGAAAAGGAACUGCUGGCCUAAGGUCCGUGGUGUGGCCAUGAACCCUGUGGAGCAUCCCCAUGGAGGAGGAAACCACCAACACAUUGGUCAUGCGUCCACAGUUAGGCGUGAUGCACCUCCUGGGCAAAAGGUUGGUCUUAUUGCUGCAAGGAGAACUGGUCGACUUCGGGGACAGGCCGCUGCCACUGCUGCCAAGGCCGAUAAGGCAACUUAAAUAUGCUGCCAUUUUCAUUGCUUAUUUUCUUCAUAGUGCUUAGAGUCUUUACAUUGCGUAAGUUUGUUUCAUAAUUUUCAUUCAGAGUAUUUAGAGUCCUUUACAUUGCGCAAGUCAUAUGUCAGUAUGUGUUUGAUUCUUAUUUGAUGACUUUUGGAGGACUUUUUUGUUUUCUUAGACCUGAUAUUGGGCUAAUUUUUGAAUGGUUGUUGAGAAGCUUAUAUUGUCA